UGAAUGCUUACAACAAAUUGUUUCCCAAAAUCAAGUACUUAUUACGAUGAUUCAAAACAUAUCUAAUAUUAUAUCUUUUCUUACAAAUUCUCAAAAUACACACCAACCUUAUGUUCCCCAGAACAAUGAUACUAUUCUUAUUAAUACUCAAAAUACACAUCAGCCUUUGGUUCCUCAGAACAAUGACACUAUUCUUACCAAUUCUCAAAAUACUCGUCAGCCUUCAGUUCUCCAGAAUAAUGAUACUAUUCUUACAAAUACACCUCAACCUUUGGUUUCCCAAAACAAUGUUACUACUAUCUCUUCUCAAGAAUUAUCAAACUAA
Messenger RNA from Dentiscutata heterogama, 325 nucleotides. NCBI's taxonomy places the organism in Eukaryota, Fungi, Glomeromycota, Glomeromycetes, Diversisporales, Gigasporaceae. The record is from the annotation of a GenBank genome assembly.